GUUCGAUCGAUGUAUUAUCGCCUAUUGCCACAAGUAUACCGCCCUUGCCCUACCGGAGCAACACAGGAAAAAAGCUCGUGCACGGCAUAGAAAGAUGAGACUAAGGCAACUAUAUCUGCGAUACUGGAAUGGAUAAGCCCGCUACCAAUUUGUCAAUGGACCUGAUUUUGGUGAGUUUAUACCUACACGUUCGGCAGUGUGUUGAAUAAAUGGAUCAAUUGCAGUUUGAAGUCAGCCCAUGAGGGUGCGGAGAUUCCCCUGGCUGUGGAAGAAUGUCGACCGUAGUAGAGAAGCUACAGUUGAUAUAACUUGCUCUCUCACUCGCCGCCGGAGUUUCACAGACGGAGUUUUUCUUUGUAUCACCCACUUCGCACUAUUGCCCGUAUCUUUAAGAAUAUCCAUGCUUUAUCUGUGUAUCAAUCGCAUUGGAGUAGGUAUAUCUACGAGUCAGGCCCAAAGAUCAAAAUUCACUGGAACACUUGAAUCCUGCCCUGAAGCGAUGCUCAUUGUCGAGCUAUGAGAGCCACUCGCGUGGGAAAUUAGUUAUACUCUGUUCUAUCCUACAUGGGAAGUCUGUGUUUAUCCUGUGGAACUAGAGACUGCUGGUUUUGAGACUGGUCCUGUGUGUUGACCCUUUCGCUAUGAUCAAGCACUCGAAUAUGAUCAUGGAUCCGAUGUCAGCUGGGCACUAUCAGAAGAAAGAUAGAAAUCAAUUAGCAUUUAAAUUGCUUAUAGAGCUGCUCUCAUAUCAAUUAGCAUAUCCUGAUCGAAACUCAACAUGAAUUGAUUACUGGCUGCCCUCCAAUAUGCCGCUUCGUUGAAAUCGGUCCGCGUACUACACUUGCCACUAUGGCCAGAAAAUCCGCUACUAGAUACUACAAGUCUUAUGCGACUUCGCAAUGGUCGCAUCUACAGUUUCUCUCCUAUCAGGACAACAAAGACGAAAUCUUGUAUAAUUAUUCAAACUCUAAUCCAUGGUCGGACAAGA
Aspergillus pseudonomiae is the source of this 988-nucleotide messenger RNA. RefSeq lists its product as uncharacterized. Bases 239 to 520 code for a protein of 93 amino acids. The transcript is spliced from 3 exons. The record is from RefSeq and is a predicted model, not a curated record. NCBI's taxonomy places the organism in Eukaryota, Fungi, Ascomycota, Eurotiomycetes, Eurotiales, Aspergillaceae.